Truncatella angustata is the source of this 2209-nucleotide messenger RNA. RefSeq lists its product as uncharacterized. The transcript has 4 exons. Gene Ontology annotation, molecular function: zinc ion binding; mRNA binding. The record is from RefSeq and is a predicted model, not a curated record. Gene Ontology annotation, biological process: regulation of mRNA splicing, via spliceosome. Gene Ontology annotation, cellular component: nucleus. The coding region runs from base 160 to 1959 and encodes 599 amino acids. NCBI's taxonomy places the organism in Eukaryota, Fungi, Ascomycota, Sordariomycetes, Amphisphaeriales, Sporocadaceae.
AGCUGCCUACCUAAACUUUUGAGAAUUCGCCCAGCGCAUGAAUGCUCUUGUUCUUGUUCUUUGCUCCUUGUUCUUAUUCUCCAACCCAUCAGCUUUCGCCGACAAGACAACCCAGAACCUAACGGAUAACCGUCGACCACGACGACACUAUCCACCAUCAUGUCUUGGAGAAACCAGGGCAUUACCGGCUCUAACAAUAUUCCCUUGGGAAAUAAGCGCCGAUUUGCUGAUGAAGAUGAUGCACCCCCUGCGCGCGACUCUCGCGACCAUCGCGACUCUGGCGACAGCUAUGGCGGCAGUGAACUGAAGCGCGGUCGCAGCCCUGAACCACGUACCGACGCCGAUGGCCCACGACGCCGAAAGAAGCGCAACCGAUGGGGUGAUGCCUCGGAGAACAAGGCCGCUGGCCUGAUGGGUCUUCCGACGGCCAUUGUCGCAAACAUGACUAGCGAACAGCUCGAGGCCUACACACUCCAUCUGCGUAUCGAGGAAAUCAGCCAGAAGCUCAGGAUCGACGAUGUCGUCCCUGCUGAUGGCGACAGAUCUCCCUCCCCUCCGCCCCAGUACGACAACUACGGCCGUCGUGUCAACACCAGGGAAUACCGUUAUCGCAAGCGUCUCGAGGAUGAGCGCCACAAGCUGAUCGAGAAGGCUAUGAAGACCAUCCCUAACUACCACCCACCUCAGGACUACCGACGUCCCACCAAGACGCAGGAGAAGGUCUAUGUGCCAGUCAAUGACUAUCCGGAGAUUAACUUCAUUGGCUUACUCAUUGGCCCCCGUGGUAACACACUCAAGAAAAUGGAAACAGAAUCCGGUGCCAAGAUUGCCAUCCGUGGUAAAGGCUCCGUCAAGGAGGGCAAAGGUCGAUCUGAUGCCGCUCAUGCUAGCAACCAGGAGGAGGAUCUGCACUGUUUGAUCAUGGCAGACACUGAGGAGAAAGUCAAUAAGGCCAAGAAGCUGGUUCACAAUAUCAUCGAGACUGUAAGUGGAGAUGUUCCUGGUAUACCCAAAAAGUCCCGCCUUAACUCAUACACACAGGCCGCUUCUAUCCCUGAGGGACAAAACGAGCUCAAGCGCAACCAGCUGCGUGAGCUGGCUGCUCUCAACGGUACUCUGCGUGACGAUGAGAACCAGGCCUGCCAGAACUGCGGUCAGAUAGGACACCGCAAGUACGAUUGUCCUGAGAAGCAGAACUUUACUGCCAACAUCAUCUGCCGCGUCUGUGGCAAUGCUGGUCAUAUGGCUCGCGAUUGUCCUGACAGGCAGAAGGGUGCCAGCUGGCGCAACGAUGGUCCACCUGGCCGUGCUCCUGCCGGCCGUAUUGGCGGCGGUGACGCCAUCGACAACGAGUACGAGCAACUCAUGCAAGAACUUGGCGGUGGCUCCAACGACCCACCCGCUCGUAUUGAAGCCGGCCCCGGUUCGUACAACAGCAAUAACACCAAUAGCAACAAUAACGGUACCAAUGGCGGUGACAAUGUCAAGCCUUGGCAGCGUGGACCUACUGGCGGCCCAGCUCCCUGGCGCUCCCGUGACAACGAAGCCGGCGCUGGCAACGACGGUGGCGCUGCACCUUGGCGUGAUCGUCCCCGUCGUGAUGACAACCGAGCCGGCAACGACUACUACGGCGGCGGCCAGGGCUACAACAGUGGUGCACCUACCGCUGGCGGCGCUGCUCCUUGGCAGCAAGCCUCGCAACCCCAGGCCCAGCCUCAAGCUUCAGCUUACCCAGGUUAUCCCGGCUACGCUGGCUAUGGUGCUGCUCCUGGAAUGGGCGCUCCCCCCGGACUUCCUGGCGGCAAUGCCAUGGGUGCGCCUCCUGGGUUGCCUGGCAAUCUCAGUGCCCUCAUUCAGCAGUACGCUGGUGGUGCGGCACCUCCCCCGCCGCCUCCUUCAGGCGAAGCACCUCCUCCGCCACCUGGAGAGCAGCCUCCGCCACCUCCUCCUGGUGCUUAAGCAUGACGGCAGAUCGAUUGGUUCCGACGUAACGGCACUAAUGACAGGCAUCUAACGAUGGCGACUUGUACACGCAGCAGGAUUAACAUUAACUCAUUAACCGGUAUUAAGUUCGAUAGUUUGCACUAAUAAUAGGUUUCUCAAGUGCGUCAUGAUUGGGAUGAUCAACUUGGUUGAUGCCUUCUGGUUUUGUAAAAUACUUUGAGAUAAGCAGCUAAAUAGCAAUAUCAUCUGCAACUAUUCUGGGCCU